UCGUACCAGCAGAAGUUUUCACUGCUUCCUUGCCAAGAAUUCCCAUUUUCCCGACGGGCGCGAUACUCACCCACGGCUUGGUUUGCUUGCGGAAAACGGCGACGGUGGAGUGGGCUGGCUGCUGCGGGUGGUGGUGGUGUUUCAGGUAGGGUGAUCUGCGCCGUGUUUUGGACUGCUGGCGGGUGUGCACUGCUGGUGGAAGGAGAGAAAGAGAAAGUGUGCUGCUGUAUCGUAGUCCUCCGUCGUGUUCCUGCUGCUGCUCAGUCCGGAGGCCGUGUCCAAGAGCACACACCAGAGAUGUCCACGAAGAAACCGGAGAUUGCCGACAGCUGGGAAGAUAUCGACGAAGAGCAGUUAGUCAAUGCGAUAACGAUACUGAAAAACUGUACCAGCAUCGACGAGGACAAAGCGGAUACCACGAAAUCUUCCGCGACGUCCGGAAACACGGCACGGCCGAAUUCCCUACCGCAGAUGCUAGAUGAAGAACUGCGCCCGAAGAUGGUGGCCCGACCGAUGCAGAUACUAAAGCGCCCGCAAACCAGCGGCGGAUCGGAAGGGAAGGGCGGUGCGGCGGACAGUAAACCCAAAACACAGAUCAAGUCACUCGACCAACGACGGCAAGAAUAUGCCGAGGCACGGUUGCGUAUCCUUGGAUCGGCACACGAUGACGAGGAAGCUGAGACGAAGAAAACAGCUUCUACUAACACAAACGGUUAUCGUGUAAACAAUGUUAAUAACAAUAUCGGUUACAGUGGGAAUGUUAGUUCCAAUGCUAGUAGUGCGAGUGGGAGUGGUGGAGGUGGAAGUGGAGAUGGAUUGGCCGGAAAUAGUGCAAAUAACAAUUCGAAUAACCCGUACCGUUUUCAUCAACCGUACCGGCAACAGGCCCCAAUCGGAACGUUUCCACCGGGAAUGCAAAAUGUACCGCCCGGACGGGGUGCACAAGGGGCACCGGUGGUGUACUAUCCGACAACACCAAACCACCACCAUCACCAUCCACACCACCCGAUGCACAGUACGCAUCCGUUGCAUCAUCCGCACCAUACGUUUCCACCGAAACCACACCAUCAACAGCACAUACAUCCGCAGCAGUCACAUCAGCAUCAACAGCAGCCACCCAGUAGCCACCCGUACCAGCAACACUUUGCACAGCAUCUUAAUCAUCAACAGUCGCCGGGAGGACGUGAUGGAAUGUGGUACGUUAGUAUGCGUAAUGGGUUCGGAUACGGUGAAGGAAUAGGACCCCUGCUCGGGCAUGCACCGCCUGGCGCUAUCCCGAAUCAUACUAUUCCUUAUAAUGGUGGGGGUGGAGCAGGAGGUGGAACAACAUUCGGAAAGCCUAACUCUCACGGUAGUUCGGGCGCAUCGAAUAUCGUUACGAAUCAAAAUGUGCUACGUUUGCCUGCCGGACCGGAUGGUUCCCAAGGAUUCAACAUGCGACGGUAGCUACUAGAAGCUAUCGUUCGUGGUGAUAUACUAGGUGGUGGUGUUGGUGGUGGUGCUGCUGAUGAUGAUGAUGAUGAUGAUGAUGAUGGUGGACGGUGAUAUUCUGAUCAUCUUGCUGAGCUAACACACUAUCCGGGCGCGUAAAAUUAACAAUUUCCAUAUGGAUCCUUUUUUCGGUUCAUUUUAAAAUGGAACACAAUGCUCUACAAUUGGCGAUAUAGUUUUAUCCCCAGUGCCCUCUUUUUUUUUUUUGCUUCAUUAUAGAUACCCUGCACCUGUUUCUACGGUGCUCACUCAGUUGUAAAUUUUCCCUCCCUUUUUCAUUUUCAUUUUGUAUCUGUUGUCUUACUGUUGCUUACUCUGGGGGACUUUCUCUAGGGUACUAAUUGCCCAUAACUCCUUUUAAAGUUCGUAUGUAAAUGUAGUACGAUGCUUUCUGUUAAAAAAAAAAACAAAUGGAAAGGAACAGUGUCCAGCAGGUGGGAACGACUUUAAUUACGUGACACGAUGUAUGUCUGACACGACGGGCAUUGCAUCCACGAGAGCUCUAAUUCGUUCUAGUAUAAGGAAGGACCCGUUGAUGUGUACAGUGUUGGUUAAUGUGUACACAUUAGCGCUAAAACAAUCAUUUACAUACAUUAUUUUAGUGCUUUUUUAAAUAUGUAGUAUGAGUUAUGUAUAAAAAAAUGCGUUAUAAAUAAUGAUAAUGGUGCAAACAGAA
Messenger RNA from Anopheles moucheti, 2167 nucleotides. RefSeq names its product transcription factor Sox-1. Lineage: Eukaryota; Metazoa; Arthropoda; Insecta; Diptera; Culicidae. The record is from RefSeq and is a predicted model, not a curated record. The transcript is spliced from 3 exons. Bases 298 to 1446 code for a protein of 382 amino acids.